AUGGCGCACGCGGUAAAAAGUGCAGUUUGGACAUAUUUUGACAUUUUGGAAGAUGACAACACGAAAGCUAUGUGUAAAGUUUGUCAGGAAAAAGGCUCUCGAGUUAUAAUCAGCAGAGGAGGAAAAACAUGCAAGCAGUUCACCACGACAAACAUGCGCAAUCACCUCCGCAAGCAUCCGACGGAAUUUCUUGCACUUUCAUCAGAUGAAAAGGAAAAGAAUAUUGAAAAAGAUAAAAGAACACUACAAGACACGAACUCAAGCACGGUGACGAUGAGAAAGAAACUAAAAACGCAGAUGUCAUUAGAACAAAGUGUUGAAGCCGGUCGAACUUGGGAUAUGAACAGUCGUCAAGCCCAGCAUAUUACCAAACUAAUCGGUGAAAUGAUAGUUCUUGACAACCAACCAUUCCUAAUUGCCGAAGAUCUGGGUUUUAUGCGUCUGAUGAAACAUGUAGCCCCGCGUUAUCAUUUACCGAGUCGACACCACUUUAGUGAUGCUGUAAUUCCCAAUUUAGUGAAACGACCCGAAGCAGCUGUUGCCAAAAUGUUGGAAAAGGCAAAACAUUUCUCCUUUACUUCAGACAUUUGGACAUGUUCCCACAACAACGAUGCGUUCAUUAGCCUGACAGCCCACUGGAUUGAUGAAAAUGAAACAAAGUUCCCGCAGCAGUCAAUCGUACUACAAUCAAGUUUCUUCCCCGGAAGCCACACCGGGCCGCGAAUCGCUGAAAAGUUUACAAGCAUGUUGUCAAAGUGGACUAUCGACAGUUCAAGAUGUCACAUCGUUGUUACUGACAAUGCGAGCAACAUGACAAAUGCCGUACAGUUGGCCGGUUUGACGGGCAGCCCAUGCUUCAUUCACACACUGCAGUUAGCGAUCAGCGAUGCCAUCUUUUCCCAAAGAAGUGUCAGCGACAUGAUUGCCAAGGCGAAACGAAUGGUCACACACUUUCGUCACUCGCUCGGAAGUAGCAGGCUAGCAGAACUCCAAAGUGAUCUGGGUCUUCCAAAGAAAAAGUUGAUUCAGGAUGUGGCGACAAGAUGGAAUUCCACUUACUACAUGUUGGACAGGCUGUUGGAGAAUAAGAGGGCUGUCACACUCUACUCUGCUGAAACACCAACCACAACUCUUUCGCCCAACGAGUGGUCGUUGAUGGAGAAGGUCCUUCGCUUGCUUCAACCGCUCGAGGAAUACACUAAGCUGAUGAGCAACAACAAUUCGUGCAUAUCCGAAGUGAUUCCCGCCAUUACAGUGUUGAAGAAAUUUUUAAGCAGAGAUGACGGCGAGAAGACAGCUGGAGUACGCACAAUGCGCGAUGAGCUGAGCAGUGCCUUGGAAAGAAGAUUCCAAUCAACCUUUUCCAACAAGAAUUUCGUGUUGGCUACGACUAUUGAUCCAAGAUUCAAAACAAAGUUUUGUAAAGAUGAUGGUCGUUCUACGCUGAUUGAUGAGCUCAAUUCUGGCCAAGAUUCCUCAGAGUCCGUUACGUCAAGCCCAAAGGAGAAAGAGUCGGUAAGCCGCAGUGAUGGGCCGCAUCAAGCACUGUGGUCGUGUUUUGAUGAGAUAGUUGCAUCUGACGAGUGCGUUACAAGUCUUGAAGAAGAGGUCAACGCAUUUCUCAGUCUUCCAUAG
This is a messenger RNA of Dendronephthya gigantea, 1635 nucleotides long. RefSeq names its product zinc finger BED domain-containing protein 4-like. The coding region runs from base 1 to 1635 and encodes 544 amino acids. NCBI's taxonomy places the organism in Eukaryota, Metazoa, Cnidaria, Anthozoa, Malacalcyonacea, Nephtheidae. The transcript has 2 exons. The record is from RefSeq and is a predicted model, not a curated record. Gene Ontology annotation, molecular function: DNA binding.